This is a messenger RNA of Alligator mississippiensis (American alligator), 12455 nucleotides long. RefSeq names its product xin actin binding repeat containing 1 (gene XIRP1). Gene Ontology annotation, biological process: actin filament organization; actin cytoskeleton organization. Gene Ontology annotation, molecular function: actin filament binding. Lineage: Eukaryota; Metazoa; Chordata; Crocodylia; Alligatoridae. Gene Ontology annotation, cellular component: stress fiber; focal adhesion. The record is from RefSeq and is a predicted model, not a curated record. The transcript has 9 exons. The coding region runs from base 258 to 8900 and encodes 2880 amino acids.
CGCUCGGCUCUCACCCCCUCCCCUGCUAGCUUUUCUCCUCUCUUGUUUCUCAUACGCUCACUCAGCAUCACCCCCAUUUAUUCCCCCUUGUGGGACUGCUGGAGACUGACUGGGUUCCCCACUGAGUGCUAUACCUCACCCCUGGUAGAUCAUUUCCCGGUUUGCUGGGAGACUUUGCCCACCUGGUUCCUAUAACCAAAGGGAAAGGGAAGGAAUAAGGACUCUGAUAUGUGGUACGGGAGAGCCGCGAGAAGCGUAUGAGAUGGCACACAGGCUCAGAAAAGUGCACUAGCAAGCAGCAGACAGAGAACAUGGCAAGCGCUGACAAGCUGAGGCAGCCUCCGUCCUUUCAUACAGCACUUGGUUCUCCGCAAAGCGGGCCAGACCACAGAGCUUCACGGUCUCUAAGAAACUCUGUUUCUGUCUCCAAGCUAGUAGCCAGAUAUCAAAAUUUACUGGAUCAUGAAAGUGGCACAUCAACGCAAGAGAAUCACAAGAGGAUGGCGAGAAACCGUCUACUGCACAACGAACAGGAUCCUCUGGGGGCAAAAGCUGCGGUACCUGAAGGCCCCACCAGCAAUGUCUGCAGGAGCAGGUCCAGCACCACCCACCACGCCAGUCCCACUCCAGUGAAUACCAGGAGGCGGCAGACCAGCUCUGAUGCCAGCAGAGUCACUCCCAUUCCCCAACUUCUGCCUGUCUCUUCUGACCCGCUCCUCACAAGCUCUUCCAGUGGCAGGUUUAGGAAAACCAAAACCGAGUCCAGCACACAGACAACCCUCCAGCCUCUGGCCAAGGGGGCUAAACGCUGGACAGAACUGCCCUUCUCUUCACCCCAGAGCAGCAGGAGGAGACCGCAGAGGAGUCCUGCCACGUCCACAGCAGGGGCUUCGGCCACCAAGGAAGGGAAGCUCUCUCAGAAGACAGAGUCGAUGACCCUCACCCUGCCGGACCCGGCUUCUGACUCAGCCACACUCAGGAGCUAUGAGAGGACCUGGACAUUUCUAGACGGGUCAGACAACUCCAGCCACAUACCUCCGCAAGGGCAAGGGAGAGUGAAGGAGCUGACGGCUCGCUAUCUGUCUCGGACAGCUGCCCCCGCUGCUCACAGAGGCCUGGCACAGCCUCAUACCACAAAGGCUAGCAUCAUUCGUUCUCCUGACAGCCAGAAAGCAAGCAAGAUGGCAGAGGCUCAGAGCCAGAAGUCAGCUAAGGUGAAUGGCAAGAAAACAGAAGAGGGCUUACCUCCUCCUGCCACCCAAGACACCCUUCAGGUCUCCGCUUCCCCCACGGGGAGCCAAGAUCCAAACCCCCUACCUCCACCUCCUACAAAGGAGUCCUUAUCCAAGUUUUACCAGCAGCGCCAAGUGAAUGAGCUGAAGAGGCUGUACAGACACAUGCAUCCUGAGCUGAGGAAGAACCUGGAGGAAGCUGUGACAGAAGACCUGGCAGAAAUGCUCCACACUGAAGAUCCCAACACACAGGCCUCAGUGAAUCAGGACACAGUAGCCCCUAGUGACGUCCAGUCCAUGCGCUGGAUCUUUGAAAACUGGACACUGGACUCUAUAGGGGAUCAUGAGGGCACCAAGAAGCUAGCCGACGAGGAGACGAGGAGCGGGGACGUGAAAAGUACAUCCAUGAGGUUUGAGAGUCAGGCACUCAAUGGGGACAAGUCAUGUGCAUCGAUCAAAGUAGCAGAGACGGGACAGGCUAAAGGGGAUGUGCGGACCGCCCGAUGGCUGUUUGAAACCCAGCCACUGGACUCGUUAAACAAACUGUAUACCGAGGAGGCAGACGUGCAGGAGGCAGUCCUCAAGGAGCCUGUUCAGAAAGGAGAUGUGAAAGGUGCUGCACAGCUCUUUGAAACCCACUCCUUGGAUGCCCUGGGACGUUGCUACUCCAUGGAGGAGCAGAGUAUCCUGCAGCUCAAGUCAGAAAUGCAGGAGCAGAAAGGUGACGUCAAAAAAACCAUCAAGCUCUUCCAGACUGAACCACUCUGCGCAAUCAGGGACAAAACUGGGAACAUUCACGAGAUCAAAUCUGUCUGCAGAGAAGAAAUCCAGAGUAAUGCCGUCAGGACAGCCCGCUGGCUAUUUGAGACCCAGCCACUGGAUACCAUCAAUAAGGACACCUCUAAAGUGCAAAUUAUCCGGGGGAUUUCAUUAGAAGAGGCAGGAAAGCCAGAUGUCAGUGGAGCAAGGUGGAUAUUUGAAACUCAGCCUCUAGAUGCCAUCCGAGAGCUGACGGUGGAAGAAGAGGCUUUCAAAGCAUCCAUGGAUUUUGUCCCAGGGGCGGAUGUCAGUAAGCAGAGACUGCUCUUUGAGACUCAGGCCCUUGCUUCUCUCAAAGGAGAAGCCUCCGACAGUGGUCCAGCCAAAGAAGAAGUUGUCGGCGGUGACGUGAAAUCAACACUCUGGCUAUUUGAAACCCAGCCCAUGGAGACCCUGAAAGAUAAUUUUGAAGUGGGGCAUUUAAAGAAAGUGAACCUUUCAGAAGAGGAGAGAGGAGAUGUGAAGCAGAGGAAGCACAUCUUUGAGACCUGUCCCCUGGGUAGCAUCUCCAAGGCAUCCUCAGAAGAGGUCUCCGCCACCAAUGUACAAGAGGUGGUGAAAGGAGACGUGAAAUCAUUCAAAACCUUGUUUGAGACUCUCCCUUUAGACAGCAUUAAGCAGGCUGAUGCUGAACCUGUCACCAAAGAGAAAGAGGAGAUCCCAGCUGGGAACGUCAAAGCCACCCAGGUGCUGUUUGAGACAACCCCUCUGUAUGCUAUCAAGGACAGCUUGGGCAAUUUCCACCAGAUCACCUCCGUCAGCAGAGAGCAAGUCAUAAGCGGUGAUGUCAAGAACUACAAAUGGAUGUUUGAAACCAGACCUCUAGACCAGUUUGAUGAAAGCACCAAGAAGGUGGAUAUCAUUAGAGGGAUCACCAAGCAGGAGGUGAUGGCUGGGGAUGUCAAAACAGCCAAGUGGCUCUUUGAAACCCAGCCCAUGGAUGUCAUCCACACCCAGGUGAACCAAGGAGAAGAGCACUCAUCGGUGAAAAGGGAGGUGUCCCAGAAGGGCGAUGUGAAGACCUGCAGGUGGCUAUUUGAGACACAGCCGAUAGACACGCUGUAUGAGAAAACAGAGAAGAAGCAGGAAGAGGAUGGCUCUGUACCACAGGCCAACGUCAAGUCAUACACGUGGAUGUUUGAGACCCAAUCCCUGGACUCCCUGAAAGGCCAGGAGGAACAGUAUCUGCAGGUCAGCAAAGCAUACUGCCAGGAUGACUUACAAGGGGUUGAUGUCAAAACUGUUAGCCACCUAUUUGAGACUGAACCCCUGGUCAGUGAUGCCUCCGGCGAGCAUGACUCAAAGAAGCCUAUCAGGUAUUCCAGCCGUGUGGAGAUACAGUCUGGGGAAGUGUCCAGGGUGAAGGAGUUCUUUGAAACCAAGCCCUUGGAUACAGCGGAUACACCGACUGCGGCCGUGAAAAAGAGCGAUGUGCCCACAGCUGAGAACAUCGAGGCUGGAUCGGUGCACAAGUUCACCUGGCUCUUUGAGAACUGCCCAAUGGAUGCUAUAAAGGACAACACUGAGGGCAUCCAGGAAAUCCCUCCAGAGAAGGAUAUCAAGGGCGGAGAUGUGGGAGGCAAGAGGUUCGUUUUUGAGACCUACUCCCUCAACCAGAUCCAUGACGAGGUGGACGAAACAGAGAUCAAGAGGAUCCAGCAGGAGACUAUGAGCAAAGCGAGUGUCAAGUCCUACACCAUGCUGUUUGAGAGCCAGCCACUGUAUGCCAUUCAGGACAAGGAUGGGGACUACCAUGAAGUCACAUCAGUGAAGAAGGAGGAGAUCAUGAAAGGUGAUGUGAAAGGUGCCCGGUGGCUGUUUGAAACCAAGCCACUGAACCAGAUCAAGAAGGAAGAGGAAGUGUUUGUUAUUCGGGCUGUCACCCAAGAGGACAUCAAGAAAGGGGACAUCCAGGCUGCCCGAUGGAGGUUUGAGACGGAGCCCCUUGAUUCCUUCUCCCGUGGGAAGCGACCUGUGGUCAGGACAGUAGAUGAUGUGCAGAAAGGAGAUGUCCAGUCCAACAAGCAGCUUUUUGAGUCUCAGCAAGUGAGCCAAAAGAAGUAUGUGCGGAUGGUCAGCGUCAGUGAUGUCCAGCAAGGUGACGUGAGGACCUCCACCUGGCUCUUUGAGAACCAGCCCAUUGAUUCUCUGAAGGGGGAGCCUGACGGCAGCACCAUCAGCACUGUGCAGAGAGAAGACAGUCAGAAAGGGGACGUCAAGCGCUGCACCUGGCUCUUUGAAACUCAGCCCAUGGAUAGCCUCAAAGACUCAGAAGUUUCUGCCCGCCCAGAUGCCCCAGAAGCUAUCCCAUGUGCUGACGUGAAGAGCACAACGUGGCUAUUUGAGACGACCCCCUUGGACAAACUCAGCUCUACUAUACAUGGAGAAGAAACAGAGGUGAGAGAGAGAACUGUGAGGGAAACUUUGCAAACCCUCUGCACCUGCCAAGCCAUCCAGCAUGGUGGGAUCCUCAUAGAAGCCAAUGAUGCAGAGAGCGUGAGGAUGGCAAAGUACCAGCUCAGCAGCCCGGGCACUCCAGAGAUCCAAAAAGAAGAGACUGUGAAAGGCAAUUUGCAACGGAUCAUCUUGCAGCUGCUGUACCAGACCAAAGUAGAGGCCCAGGGGGUGCUGGUGGAGGAGGAUAAGGAGGGCAAGAUUAAAGUCAGCCCACUGCAGCUACUAGAUCCAAGCAAAGCCCAUAAAAGCGCAGAGGACUUGAGUGAUGAUGUGACAAAGGUUCUCCAUGACCUCCCUAGCCAAGACAUCUCCAUCAAAAAGGGAAUGGUCAUUCAAGAGAUGAAGACGGGGUCAAGGAAGAUGACCAUCUACUCCCUCCUGCACCACUCUGUUCAGCAGGAGGUUGUCAAAGGGGAUGUGAAGUCAACCAUCGGAAACCUGCUGGCUUCCUCACAAGAGCAGAGGACAGCAGCGACCAUCAGACGGGAAGACAAUGAGAAGGGAAAUGUCCAACUGUACACCAGUUGCAUUGAGAAGGGAGACCUGGACUAUCUAAAGACCCUGCAGCAUAAGUCAGAGUUUGAGUCCCUUGUCCAAUCCCAAGCUGAACAGGAACCAGCUGAACCUAUCCCAAGAGACACGCAGGGGGCUAAGACACAUGUCUUGCAAGAAGAAGAACGAGCAGAGAAAGCAAUUGCAGAUGUUGUCACAGGGGAUGUGAAGAGGGCUACGAAAGUGCUCAUGUGUGAAGGAGUAAGUAAAGAGGGCACGUUAGAGAGAGAAGCAACGGAUGCAGGUGCCGCAAGCUCCACUGUGCAGUGUCUUGGGAAGCCCCUAAGCCUGCCCACAGUGGUGGAAAAGAAAGAUACUAAGCGUGGGGAACUUAAGGUGACCAUCAAGUCACUUCGAAAGAGUAAGGAUGGUAGUGAGAAGGUGGAGAAGGAAGAAUCGGUCAUAGAGGGAGCCAAGGUUGCGCUGCAGGAAGAAGCCUCUGCUGAAGCGAUGGCUCAGAAAGAUGAGGCGGCCAAGGCAAGCCAGUGUCUGGUGGUGGGGCAGCCCAGCCAAAUGACAGCAGACGGACAAGAGCAGGCUCUUGGAAGUGAUCUUCAGGCCGCCAUGCAGAGUCUGAGGCUGGCCACAGCCGAGGCGAAAAGCAUUCAGCACCAUGUCCAGAGCAAGCUCCACAAGAGCAGUGAGGAAGUCCACAUGGCCUCCAAGCAGCAGGCCGUCAACACGCAGAAGAAAGUGACCCUCCAGUCAACGGUACGCAAGCAGGACUGUACCGCCACCCAGCAAUGUCAAGCUCGCAGUGCCACCACCACCACCACCACCAAAGUCCACAAGGCCUCCAAGUCCCAGUCAAGCGUGUCACAGAAGAGCAUGACGUCCCACAAAAAGGUCAGUGCUUCUGAGGAAGUACGGGGAGAACAGCAGUUGAGCCAGGAAAGUCAAGUUAUGCCUAGUGCAGAUGUUAGCAUUAAGGAUGGCCUUUAUACUGCCAAGCCAGUGAAAACCUAUGUAAAUCCUUUCCUUGAGUCUGAUUACAAAGAGCAAGCAGUGCAAGAAGAAAGAGAGCAAGAUGUUAUGAUCAGAGGUGAUGUAAAGACAGCUAUCAGAGCACUGCAAAGUGCUGCGGCAGAACAGAGACCGGUAGAGAAGGAGGAUGUUGUUCGAGGUAACUUAAAGGCCACGCUUCAGUCACUGGAAAAGUCUAAUGUUAAUGUCUCCAAAGGGGAUUUUAAAGCUGCUAUGAUAUACAGAAAUGCAGGGCAGUCGUAUACCACAUGUAAAAAGAAAAAUGAGGCUCCUGCGGUUAGUAACGAGGCAGCGGGAGUGGCUUCGGGGUCGCAGCCAGAUACUGACUUUCCUCCUCCUCCUCCUCCUCCAGCUGCUGUGAUGAAAACAGAGCAUUGCCCACCCUCAACCAAAGCACCAGAAGCAGCCCCUCUACCACCAGCCAGCAAGGACGAAGGCCUGGAAGGUCCUGCACCCACACACAGCUCUCUGCCACAGACCCUUGCUCCCAUCUCCACCCAAGCCAGUAAUCAGAGCCCCCCAGGCAAGCCAGAGACUCUCCCCAAACCACAAAUUACUGCCCCACCACGGAAGAAACCAGUCCCACCUCCAAAACCUGAGCGUCUCUUACAAGAGGCACGUUCACACCAUGAUAGCAACAGCAAAGGGAGGUUGACCAAGCCAGUCCCACCCCCGCGGCCUCCUAAACCCCCAGGCCUAGGCAAGCUAAGCAGACCACCCAUGGAUGAGGCAAAGGGCACAUGUGAUGCAGAGGUAUCAGAGCAAUCAGGUUGUGGGGAACAUCCGACAAAACGCUGUACUCCACCGUCACCAGUAGUCAGCACUGCCAAGGCAAAGGACCAGACCUGUGAGACAGCAACACCAAAAGGCAUUGCUAAAACACCUCUUCAGAUAGCAGAGGAAAGGUACAAGGCAAGCAAGGAAGAACAGGGCAAGGUGGAGUCCAAGCAUUCGAAGACAUCAGAACCACUUAAAAAUGAAGUGUCCGUUUCUGAAUUGGAGCAGACAAACGAGAAAGCAGCAGUCCUGCAGGGCAUUCAGGGAUGCACGGACACUUGUAGCCCAGAGAACGGGUGCAUAUUCGCAUCCAAACCAGGCUGUCUGGGUGGAUCUCAGGCAGCUCUUGCUCACUCCGAAGGUCAGAGUAAGUCAAAUGUAUCUCCGAAUGGUCAAGCCACCCUUCCAAGGAAAGGAGCUGCCUCACCCAAGGCAGAAAAUGCAAGUGUGCCUAAUGCUUACGAGUCAUGGGACAAUCAGAGCCAUAUCCGGAAAACGAAUCAGAAGAGAGCAGAAGGGAAAUCAGCAUUUGCCCAUCAGCAGGUGACUGAGCAACAGCAGGUGAACAGCAGACGGCCGAGACCAUGUGAAGUGGAGACGGAGCAGCUUGCAGAGGAGAAGCCAGUGGUGGUCAUGCGAGAGAAGCCCGGCCGGGAAACGGAGGAUGAACGGCGCAAGCGGCUGUCUGUUCACAAGGAGGAGAUCAUGAAGGGCAACGUGAAGGAGGCCAUGGAGAUCUUUGAGAACCUGCGGCGGCAGGAGGAGCUGCAGGAGAUCCUGACGCGGGUGAGGGAGUUCGAAGAGGAGACGUGCAAGGUGGACGUAAAGGCCCUGAGGAGUUUCUUUGAGGACGUCCCCGAGUGGGUGGUUCGGCACAAGUCUCGCCAGCCGAAGCAGCCACCGCAGCACAAGGCUGAGAAGGUCGAGCCAGCGGUGAAGGAGGACUCCGACAGCGUCUCCUCGGUGGAGCUGGCUUUCGAAGACCUGGAGAGAGCAAGCGCUGAGAUCAUCCACCUGAAGGAGCAGACGCUCGCCAGGCUGCUGGACAUUGAGGAGGCCAUCAGGAAAGCUCUCUACUCAGUCUCCAGCCUGAAGUCCGAAUCAGACAUAGCUGGGCUCUCUGGCCUCUUCAAGGAGUCUCUGGGGAAUGCCCAGAGCCCCGCUACUAGCAACAACAUCCGCAAAAUCAGCAUUGUGUCCAGCAAAUCCAGGCAAGAAAAAACAGGACAGGAGACGUCAAACGCAGCCUCGGCAGGAAGUGCAAAGGCAACAGAAAAGACUGAGGUGUCCAAGGCCGAGUUAGCGGUCCCCAGCUUGGUUCAGCCCCGUGUGAGUUCUCCCUCCUCUCCUUCCUAUAUCUCCAUCGCAUCUGCUGCCAGAAAGCCUGCAGAGUCUCCCAGGGCAGCGCACGCUGCCUGGGAUCUGCCCUCUCCGGACGUUCCUGACACCCAAGACAAAAGGGAUCCCUUUUCUCUGGACAGAUCUAGCUCAUUAGUCCACAAAUCAGGGGGGGCAGGUGGAUGUGACCUAGCUCCAGUGGAGAACGAACAGGAGCCCAUCCAAAUGAAGGCAGGAAUGAGCUCAAUUAGACAGCACUCUCUUGGCAACCCAGAGCACCAGAGCAGUAGCACCAGUGACAAAGAAAAGUGCUCACUGGACACAUCCAAGGGCAACUGCCAUGGUGCGCUCAAGGGAGGCCUUUCUGAUUUCAAUCCUCAGGCUCCCCUGAUUGUCUCCAGCCCACAAAACCCAAAGAGGCAGAAGAGCAUCUUGGAACUGCAGACCGGGCCUAAUGGAUCCAAGCUCUACGGGGCCACCAGAACCGUGACGGAGCAGUACGAGGAGGUGGAUCAGUUUGGAAACAAAAUCAUCACUUCGUCUACCACCGUCACCAAGCAAGCGGAGACCCAAACUUCCACCAUGUGCGACGUUGUCUCUCCCCCCCACUACGAGGUCACCGCCUCGCCUCUGCUACGGAGGUAUCUGCGCAGCCCAGGGGAAGAAUUUCACUCCAACGGCAGCCUUCAGGACCCCGGAGUGGUCUUUGUCACUUUUGGUAACUCCAAACCCAAAAAAUAGGCAUCCUGGAAUAGCAGGAGGUGCGAACUGUGUACAACACACCCAACAAAUACAUCACACAGGCAGGAACUUUCCAAGUCUUAUGAGCCAUGCAAGGACAUUAUCCUAGUGUUUGUGUAUGGGAGGGGCAUCUGGAUUUAGCUUUUGGGACAAACGGCAUCCAUCUGAGCAACCCUACCGACUCAGCAUCAACCUGCAUCCAAAGACCUGACACUCUGAUAGAAACACGAGUGUGAAAAUUAGCUAAUUGUAAAUGGUGGUUUGUUCCCUUCUGAACAGUAUUUCCAGGAGCAUCCGUGGCCUCCCUGAACACAGGCAGAAGACGGGAGGAUUAGAGCCAGCUAAAGGAGCCACUCAUUGGAAGCAGACUAGUUUUUCCCGCCUUGCCCUCGUCUUCCCAAUAUCAGUGAUGAUUUCCCAAUAAGCAUAUUUUAUUCCACAUACUACACACACAUACAGGUUGAGGGUGGGUUGGAUUAGUUUUCUCUUAUUUGCUAAAAAAAAGAACAUUCUCAAAGUGUUUGUGUGCUAAGCAGAAACUUUUACAGGGAAAGGAUUUAAUGCUACCUAAAACUGUUUAAAUCAGGAUUUCCAGAUUAAUCAGUAUCAUUCCCCUUAAAAGGAUAUAAAGAACAAUGCUGUGGUUAAGACUGGAUUAAAUAAGCCAAAAUAGAUGGUUUUUUGCUUUCCUUUCUUUCUUUUUUAGACUUGUAAUUUAUUAUUCAUUAUAUACAAAACUGUAUCUUAGACUCCAAACUUUCUUAAGUGUUUAACGUUUAAAAACAUUUUCAAACUUUGUAAAGCUUUUUUUUUUUCUUUUUACAAUUACUUUUGUUUUGUACAUUCUCAACUCAAGAUUUUAGAUACUUUGUGGCUUUUUUUUUUUAAUUUUUAUUGCUGCAUUCUGAAGGUAAACAUUGCCUCCAAAAAGACUUUGGUCUGUGUGAUUUUGUUUUGCCGUGCGUUGGAUUCAUUUCAGAGAAUUCAGAAAUCGUAUUUUAAUGAGCCAGUUUAGCCUGUCAUAUUUGAGUGUCGACAUUUGGAUCGUCUCUGCAAUUGCUUCCUCUUUUGUAACUAUCAUUUUUGACAAUUCAAAGGAAAAAAAUACUUUUCCCCUACAUUUUGACCACUUCUAAAAAUAUCCUUAAAAAGACAGUAAAAUUAGCAAAGAAGGUGUCUAAGGUUUGAUGAAUUAAUGAGUUUAAUUAGAUCUAAUUUGAGAUUUGUUCCUAUGGUACUGGAGCAAUUACUCGUAGGGCAUUUCAUAGUUCUCUUGGCUGGUCAGUGCCCCGGUCUGAGCACCUGCCUUGGCUCAGUCGUGCCCACACUAGCGUGGCACUUACCUAUGACACUUUGUUACUCAUUGCACUGUGAGCCGCACAAAUAUUGAUCACCUUAGUGCUAGUUUGCAAUCACACCUUCAAUUUAAGCAGCACAUCGGUGGGGAGUGGCUACACCCUAAUGGGGCAGAAGUAGGGUUAUGUGGAUCAAGAGAUAAUCCUGCCUUAGAGUGGCGUAACUUUGAACUGCAUAAUAAGUGCUUUAAGCCACUUGAAAGGUGUUAAUGUGUGGACAAUCCAGGGGUUAAGAGCUCCAGGAGCCACCCAGAAUUAAUGUGUAACAAGGACUUUGGGGGUAUAGCCCAUCAUUUUCUAUGUUUCAAUAAAAUGAGCUUCUUUUCUAGUAGACCGUGGGAAGAAUUGUUUGUCUUUCUGGAUAUACAGUGUGUGAUGGCAUUGGAAGAUUAUCAAUAUGUGAACGGUUCAGGAUGCCUCUCAAGGCAAAUUAUUUGGGCUGACACCCAGGUUGUAAACAGCAUUUGUACUUUAGCCGAUAUUCCUGGCCAAGCCAGCUAGCCCGCAUGUGAAGUACCCCACAUUCAGGCCAGAUUACUCUGUAUGGGGACAGGAGCAGGGUCAAGGAGGUCAUCCUAGCAACAGCCGGAGUUUACUUUACAGUGAACAGAAGCCCUUCGAGAUCUGGACAGGCCUUUCAGACCUUGAGUCCAGUCCAGUCAUGUAGGAAUAAGCAGGCUCCAUACAUGUGCCACUACUUAUUAGGCAACACAGAGCUAACUGCUGAAGGCCGGCAGCAAAUUACCAUAUUUACAUGCACACCGCUCACAGCCUUUCCCCCAGAACCAGCCUUCCAAGUUUGGGGUGCAUGUCUUCCGCAGGAAAGCUGAUAUUUCUGCCUUGAAGGGCAGCCAUGGCAUUUCUAUUCAGGCAGAGAGAGGUAAGGUAAUUUCAUGGGUCGUUAGAAUCUACUUGAUUUCUACUAAUUGCUCUUUACUCAAAAUGUGUUAACAACACCUCUCCUUUAUAAUGGUCAUGAUGUUCCAUUAAUCAAAGUAGCUUUCUUCAUUUUCGCUUCCCCAAAACAAGGUGCAGGUCUUAUUUGGGGUGCUUCCAUGUGAGAAAAUACAGUACUUCCUCUCUCACAGAGCAUGGAGGAAGCAAAAGUACUGCACCCUGGGAGAAGUAUCUAUGCUUCGUGGGAUUAUACCUGGGAAAGGGACAGCCAAUGCAGCUGCCUUUGAUUUAGGGCUGAGUUUAAAGUCACAAUUGAGCCUGUAAUCUGGAAAGGAGAAGAACAAGUGAGUUUUUCUCCAGGUAUAUGAGAUCAUGAAGGAUCUGUUAAAAAUUUAACCACUCUAUAAAACAGAAGGACCUUGAUUCUGUUCCUGGUUCUGCCCUUAGUCUUUCGGGUGACCUUGGGCAAGUCACUUUACCACUCAGUGCCUCAGUUUCCCCUUCUGUAAAGUGGAAAUGAGAAUUCUGACCUCGCUUGCGGAGUUACUGAUGAAAAGUGCUGUCGAACAGGUAUGUGUUACUGCUCUCCUUUCUGCUUCAUUACCUCUGGCAGGGAGGGGUUCAGCUCCACUCAGGAUUAAAACCCAGCAACCUUGUAAUAAAUAAAAGAAAAUAUUUAUUUCUGCAGUGUGUAAUUAAACCUGUGGCACCUACUGGCUCAGGAAAUCCAGCUGAGUUCAAGUAGGUGUGCUUUAAAAAGACGGGGUAGUUUUUGCUACUAAGUGGCAACUAAGGUAAAGAGAGAAGGCUAAAAUCAGCACUUAUGCUGGUUGGCUGUGGGGAAGCCAGGAAGAAACUCUUGGAGCACUAAAGCCCUGGAAGGAGGCCUAACACUUUGUACAUCAUUCUCAAGUGACCCUGCCAGAGGUCAGAUGUAGAAAUCAGAGGCCGUUUGUAGAUGACACUUUAAAGAGAAUUUAAAGGGGGUUAAAUGCCUUUUGCACCACUUUAAUGGCAUUGCUGUUUGCACAUUCGGUGGCAUAGUGCAUAUUAAUUCCAGCUGCUGUAGCAUGUUCGGCAGUGUAAUGCACCUUAAAUGACUUUAGGAUGCAGCAAAUGACUUAGGGGCGCUGCAAAGUAAAACACGUCCUAGGAGUUUUAGUUUCCUACCCUACAGCCGCAGAGGAAAGCACCCGGCUGUGUGUGGCUCAGGAGCUGCGCAGGCAGACCAUGCAGGCAGCCCAGCAGCAGCCUGGGAAGGCAAGCUCCAUGGAAGGGGGAAAAAAAAUGGCAAGCCUGAUCU